UCCACGGUCCAUACGCCAUCUCUCUCUCCCAGACGCUCCGCCAAACUCACGGUCACCCACCGUCUCUCUCUCAACUCUUCUACACAAAGCCUCUGUCUCAGCCUCUCUUUCCUUCGACGCUUCGACCCUCUCUCUGAGUCUCAAAUUCUCAGCUGACGAAUUUCAGCCCAUCGCGGUUUUCCCUCAAACUAGAAGGACGGAGCGGGAACGCAAUCCAUCUGCUAUUUCUUUCUUCUUCUUGUCUUCUUCGACCUGGUAGUGUUAUUAGGAAGGGCAAGGUAACGACUGUUGAAUCAGCGAUGGCUUCUUCGAGUAAAUCACUGAAAGAGUAUUUGAAACGAUAUGAAGGGAUUAAUGAAGAAGAGAAGAAGAAAAAGAAGAAGAAGAAGCAGAAAAGCAAGUCAGAAGCAAUGGGGUUUUUAGUGGUGGAUGAAGACCCUACGUGGCAGAAACCGGUGAAUCUUGAGGAAGAUAAUGACAACAAUUCAACAGAUGAAGACAAACCUUUUGUUGAUGAGGACAUUGAGAUUAAGAGGAUGAGGAGACUUGAAGCAUUGAGGGCCAAGCGUCCAUUUAAUGCCAUAUCUGAAGAUGGAAGUGGUUGGGUUCCAGUUGGACAAUCAUCGCCUCCUAAGAUUUCAAGCUCUGAUAUAUCUCCACCUCGUAGACAGAGGAUUAAUUCGGAACCUGGAUCAAUGUCUCCGGGAGAUAGGGGAGAAGAUGUUGACUUGUCACCUCCACGGCAGAGACGGAAGCGCCACCACACUCCAUCCCCUGAACCGGCAACAAAUCAAGAUCAGUUGCCUACAGACCUUUCACCCACAAGGAAAAGUAGGAAUGUUGAUUCAGAUCUUUCUCCACCAAGGAAGAGUAGGAAGGAUGUCGAUAGAGAUCUUUCUCCACCAAGGAAGAGUAGGAAGGACGUUGAUCUUUCUCCACCGAGGAAAAAGAAGCAAGUUCCUCCGGAUUCUUUGAAAGAGCAACCGAAAGUUGGUUUGAUCUCUGGCCGAGAAAUGAGGGACGAGAUCACGAGAACUAAGAAGGAUGAGCGGUUAAGGUAUGCACCUGUUUUAACCAACAUAUAUAUGCCAAUGCUUCAUGAUGAAUAAGUAAUAUGCGUAGUG
Molecule: messenger RNA, 1124 nt
Organism: Prunus avium (sweet cherry)
Lineage: Eukaryota; Viridiplantae; Streptophyta; Magnoliopsida; Rosales; Rosaceae
Source: RefSeq, a predicted model, not a curated record